AGAGGCGGGCACUGCCGGGGCCGCAUCCCCGGUGUGCGAGCAUGUCGCGCCGGGAGGAGGGUUUCCUCGGCCGGGCCGGGGGAGGUUCAGACUGAAGUUACGGCAGAGGAGAGGAAGAGGCUGCGCUGCCGGAAGCAGCGGAGCGGCGGCGGCUCGGGGAGCCCGCGGUGCCUUGCGGGCAGUAUGUAGCUGGGUGACAGCGACUGGAACGUGCCCUCUCCGUCGCCAGCGGCCGCCGGCGCGGUGAGCGCCGUGGGAGUCGGUGCAGCGGCUCGAGAGUCUCUCUAGGGAGGCAGAGGGGGCGGCAGCCGCGCCUCGCCUCUCCUGAACUUUUCCGUCUGCCCACAGCACUGUGUCCCGGCGCAGCCCUCCCUGAGCCGUUCGCUUUUUCGUCGCUGACCGGAGGGCUGCGGCCGCCGCCGCUGCUGUUGCUGCCAUGGGGCUGCCCACGCUGGAGUUCAGCGAUUCCUACUUGGACAGCCCGGAUUUCAGGGAGCGCUUGAAGUGUCAUGAGAUCGAGUUGGAAAGGACGAACAAGUUCAUUAAGGAGCUGAUUAAGGAUGGCAGCCUCCUCAUCGGGGCCUUGCGGAAUUUAUCCAUAGCAGUGCAAAAAUUCUCACAGUCUUUACAAGAUUUCCAGUUUGAGUGUAUUGGAGAUGCUGAAACUGAUGAUGAAAUUAAUAUUGCCCAGUCACUGAAAGAGUUUGCUCGACUUCUAAUUGCUGUUGAAGAGGAGAGGAGACGACUGAUCCAGAAUGCUAACGAUGUGCUAAUAGCACCGCUGGAGAAGUUUCGUAAAGAGCAAAUAGGAGCAGCAAAAGAUGGGAAGAAGAAGUUUGACAAGGAAAGCGAGAAAUACUAUUCCAUCCUAGAGAAGCACUUAAAUUUAUCAGCAAAGAAGAAAGAGUCUCAUUUGCAAGAUGCAGAUACACAGAUUGACAGAGAGCAUCAAAACUUUUAUGAAGCAUCAUUAGAAUAUGUUUUUAAAAUUCAAGAAGUACAAGAGAAAAAGAAAUUUGAAUUUGUAGAACCUCUCUUGGCCUUUCUUCAAGGAUUGUUUACAUUUUACCAUGAAGGAUAUGAACUGGCUCAAGAGUUUGCACCAUACAAGCAGCAACUGCAGUUCAAUUUGCAGAAUACCCGGAAUAACUUUGAAAGCACAAGGCAGGAAGUGGAGAGACUCAUGCAAAGAAUGAAAUCAGCCAACCAGGAUUACAGACCACCAAGUCAGUGGACAAUGGAAGGCUAUCUCUAUGUGCAGGAGAAACGACCUCUUGGAUUUACAUGGAUAAAACACUACUGUACUUAUGAUAAAGGGACAAAAACAUUUACCAUGAGUAUAGCUGAAACAAAAUCUGGUGGAAAAGUGAAUGGCCUUGUCACAAGCUCACCAGAAAUAUUCAAGCUAAAAUCUUGCAUCAGGAGAAAGACAGAUUCAAUUGACAAACGUUUCUGUUUUGAUAUCGAAGUAGUUGAGAGACCUGGAAUUAUCACACUGCAAGCAUUUUCAGAAUCCAACAGAAAACUCUGGCUUGAAGCUAUGGAUGGAAAGGAACCAAUCUACACACUACCAGCCAUUAUUAGCAAGAAGGAAGAAAUGUUUUUAAAUGAAGCAGGUUUCAACUUCGUGAGAAAAUGCAUUCAUGCUGUGGAAACAAGAGGUAUCACAAUCCUGGGGUUGUACAGAAUAGGUGGUGUAAACUCCAAGGUGCAAAAGCUGAUGAAUACCAUAUUUUCCCCUAAAUCUCCUCCUGAUAUGGAUAUUGAUAUGGAUCUUUGGGACAAUAAAACAAUAACAAGUGGACUAAAAAACUACCUCAGGUGUCUUUCAGAACCACUGAUGACUUUCAAGCUGCACAAAGAUUUCAUUGUUGCUGUUAAGUCAGAUGAUCAGAACUACAGAGUCGAAGCAGUGCAUGCACUAGUGCAUAAGUUACCAGAGAAGAACAGAGAGAUGCUGGACAUCCUUAUCAAGCACUUGGUCAAGGUGUCAUUACACAGUCAGCAAAACCUAAUGACUGUAUCCAACCUUGGUGUUAUCUUUGGACCAACUCUGAUGAGAGCCCAAGAAGAAACCGUGGCUGCUAUGAUGAACAUUAAGUUUCAGAAUAUCGUCGUUGAAAUUCUGAUAGAGCAUUAUGAAAAGAUAUUCCACACUGCACCAGACCCCAACAUUCCUCUUCCCCAACCUCAGUCCCGAUCAAGUUCAAGGAGGACGAGAGCAAUCUGUCUCUCUACAGGUUCACGUAAACCCAAAGGAAGAUACACACCAUGCCUGGCAGAUCCUGACAGUGACUCAUACAGCAGUAGUCCAGACAGCACUCCCAUGGGCAGCAUUGAAUCUCUCUCUUCUCACUCCUCUGAGCAGAACAGCACUGCCAAAUGUGUGUCCUCACAGCCCAGGGAGAAAUCAGGAGGAAUUCCAUGGAUUGCUUCUCCUCCUUCUUCUAAUGGCCAGAAGGGUUCAGGCCUCUGGACUACAAGUCCUGAAUCUUCAUCAAAGGAGGAUGCAACCAAAACAGAUGUGGAGUCAGACUGUCAAAGUGUAACUUCUGUCACUGGACCAGAGAGUGCCUGUCUACCGACAGACCUGACCAAAAAGAGUUCUUACAGUCUGUCUGGGCUGAAGAGGUCUUCAGCAUCUUCACUUAGAUCAAUUCCAUCAGCUGAAGGUAACAAAAGCUGCAGUGGAUCUAUACAGAGUUUAUCUUCAACAGAUACCAGGGAUACACCAAAGGCUCCACCAAACCCUGAUUUGCCUCCCAAAAUGUGCAGGAGAUUAAGAUUAGAUACCGCAUCAAGUAAUGGCUAUCAAAGACCAGGAUCUGUAGUGGCUGCAAAAGCACAGUUGUUUGAAAGUGCUGGUUCACAAAAACAAGUUUCUUCAGGACGACAAGCAAAAGCCAUGUAUUCCUGUAAGGCUGAGCAUAGUCAUGAGCUAUCUUUCCCACAAGGGGCAAUAUUUUCCAAUGUGUAUCCAUCGGUGGAACCAGGAUGGUUAAAAGCAACUUAUGAAGGCAAAACAGGACUCGUUCCUGAGAAUUAUGUUGUCUUUCUGUAGUAAUCUUUAGUGGACAGCAAUAUCUUCAUGGUAUCCAUGGUAACAAAUAAUAAGCACUAUAUUUUUUAUCUGACACAGAUACGGGAUCAGCCUGUUAGAUGAGUGGUAGAUACCCUUCAGAUACUGCAGCUGCAGGUUACACAGCUCCCUAUUAAUGGAACAGAAUGUAAUGAAACAGUUAACAGUUUCUGUACUGAAGACGGUACUCUGUUGAAAUAACUUCCAUUGUUUGCAGAAGGUUGUUCUGUUCUUCUUUUAUGGGCAAGGAACACUAGAGCAAUAAAAUCAAAAAAACAAGUUGCUUGCUGUUUAGCUGCAGACUUUCAGGUCCUAGGCUGUUGCUCACAGAAGUGUGAAAUUUAGAGGCAAUGCACUCUAUGACAUUUCUUGCAAUCUGUGAUUUUUUAAUAGGGAAAAUUGUAUUUUUUUUCAUACUGUACAGAAUGCUCCUAUUGUGAUCUGAAUUCUCCCUUAGAAAACUUGAUUCUAAAAUUAGUCCUAAACAUUUCAAAUAAGAAAUGAAUUUUCCAUAAAUCAGAAGUUUGAACUUCUGUUACUCAUUGCAGUUAAAAUAUGUUUAUAAUUUAUGCAAUUGAUAAUGAAAUCAGUUUAUCCAGUACUU
This is a messenger RNA of Pogoniulus pusillus (Red-fronted tinkerbird), 3683 nucleotides long. It is a transcript of the gene ARHGAP42, whose product is annotated as Rho GTPase activating protein 42. The coding region runs from base 437 to 3061 and encodes 874 amino acids. NCBI's taxonomy places the organism in Eukaryota, Metazoa, Chordata, Aves, Piciformes, Lybiidae. Gene Ontology annotation, molecular function: protein binding; GTPase activator activity. Gene Ontology annotation, biological process: signal transduction. Gene Ontology annotation, cellular component: cytoplasm. The record is from RefSeq and is a predicted model, not a curated record. The transcript has 24 exons.